CUCUUUCGGCUGCGAGCACUUCCUUACACGUCGUGAAGCCGUCGCUUGGCGUCGGCUAAUAGUUGAGCGGGCAAAAUGGGCUCUCUCGUCCAGGGCGAUGAUUUCCAGCACAUUCUGCGUCUGCUGAACACGAACGUGGAUGGCAAGAACAAGAUUAUGUACGCUAUGACGGCCAUCAAGGGUAUUGGCCGCCGUUUCUCUAACCUGGUCUGCAAGAAGGCUGAGGUUGACCUGAGGAAGCGCGCCGGCGAGUGCUCUGCUGACGAGCUGGAGCGCAUGAUGGGAAUUGUCGCCAACCCUCGCGCUUACAAGAUUCCGGAUUGGUUCCUGAACAGGCAGAAGGACCACAAGACUGGCCGCUACAGCCAGCUGACCUCAUCCGGCCUGGACACGGCCCUGCGUGAUGACCUGGAGCGCCUGAAGAAGAUCCGCAACCACCGCGGUCUGCGCCACUACUGGGGCCUGCGCGUGCGCGGUCAGCACACGAAGACGACUGGUCGUGCGGGCAAGACCGUGGGUGUGGCCAAGAAGAAGUAAUGUGUCAUCUUGGUGGUGGUUUCUGUUAGCUUCUGGGAGCGCGGAUGAUGCACGCCGGCGUUUGUGCGACUGCUUGUCGUUGGGUUCAAAUACUGUAACGGGCCGUGAAGUCCAUUGCCUUG
Volvox carteri f. nagariensis is the source of this 659-nucleotide messenger RNA. It is a transcript of the gene rps18, whose product is annotated as component of cytosolic 80S ribosome and 40S small subunit. The transcript has 4 exons. NCBI's taxonomy places the organism in Eukaryota, Viridiplantae, Chlorophyta, Chlorophyceae, Chlamydomonadales, Volvocaceae. Bases 76 to 537 code for a protein of 153 amino acids. Gene Ontology annotation, biological process: translation. Gene Ontology annotation, cellular component: small ribosomal subunit; cytosol; ribosome. Gene Ontology annotation, molecular function: structural constituent of ribosome; RNA binding. The record is from RefSeq and is a predicted model, not a curated record.